UACGCUCCCCGGUGGCGUCCAGGGUGCUCAUUUAUAAAGCUUGCUUACGCACAAAAAGCGGCGUAAGUGACUUUCUACGGAAAGUUUCUGAUUUAUAAAAACUAACGUGGCGGGAAAAUGUGCGUACCGGUACGUAAACUCUGAAACUUGCUUACGAACAUUUUGGAGACGGGAAACUGGCGGUGCUGCUGGUGAGGUGAUGAACUUCACCUUCAUUCAUGCAUGCCAUCAUGCCAUCAUAUCCGACACUAGUGCCAUAGAAUCAUAAACACAGAAGCCUGAAAUAUAGAUGCGUUCCUGAAAUCAUACCUGUAGCCGACUUAUAGGCACCCCAUAGGAAUUUAAUGUUGUCAGUGCAGUAUGGUCUUACUUGUUUUGAUCGUAAAGCAAAUGCACUCAUUUGUUCACAGAAGCCUAAUUGUGACAAGGUGUGUAGUAAUGAGUGUAAUUACUGAGUAAACAUAAAUAGGUGAAUUACGACCGUGCGUAAUGCAGAACUUCACAAUGGAUGCGCUGGCACUCCUUGAAGAUUACGCAAACGGCAGGAUCAGGAUGGAGAGAGUUUUUAGAGACCAUCAAGAUUUCCUGGCCAACGAUGAUGACUGGCUGAUAUGCCGAUUUAGAUUUCCUAGAGCAGUGCUCUUAAAUCUAUGUGCUGAGUUGGGCCCAGUGUUGGAGCGAUCAACCCGCCGGAACCAUGCCAUACCCGCGCAUAUGCAGGUGCUGACAACUCUCGGGAUUCUGGCAACCGGCUCUUUCCAGCGGGAAUUAGCCGACAGGUCUGGAAUAUCUCAGCCAUCGCUGAGUAAUGUAAUGCCUGCCGUUUUGGAUGGCAUUAUAAAAAUGAGCAGUCGAUACAUAAAGUUUCCAUACACUGUAGGGGAACAGGCCAACAUUAAAAGGCAAUUUGCAGCAUCAACAGGUUUCCCAAAUGUAAUCGGCGCGAUUGACUGCACUCACGUUGCUAUAAGGGCUCCAAGUCAGAAUGAGUUUGUCUACGUUAACCGAAAAAAUGUGCAUUCAGUUAACGUGCAAGUCAUUUCCGACUCAAACUUGCUUCUGACAAAUUUAGUGGCACGGUGGCCUGGGUCAACCCAUGAUUCAUUCAUCCUGGCACACAGCAGUGUAGGGAAUAGACUGCAGGCAGGUGCUUCGCGGGAUGGGUGGCUUCUCGGUGACAGUGGCUAUCCCCUGAGACGCUGGCUCCUCACGCCUUUUGCGAACCCGCAAAGCGCAGAGGAGGCGCGCUUCAAUUCCGUCCACGUUCGUGCGCGCUCUGUUGUGGAGCGAGCCAUCGGCCUCCUUAAAAACCGGUGGCGGUGUCUUGAUGCGUCGGGGGGGGAGACUUCUCUACCAGCCCAAUAAGGUGUGCAGGAUCAUCAUGUCGUGUGGUGUCCUGCACAACGUGGCACUGAGGAAUGGUGUUCCCCUCCCACCUGGCCUCCCUCCCAUUCACCAUGAGGAUCCUGACGCACAGCCCCCUCCCCGGCAUGAAGACCACCAACGGGGAGCCAGGCUACGUCAGCAAGUCAUGCAGCGUUUGUGAAAGGAAUACACGUCGAUGGUGUCCCUUUGUGUUUGGAGGACCGCAUCUGUCAGCACGCGGCCACCUCCAGCUGUGCCGUGCGCCCGGGGCGCACUCGUGGUGGGUCUGACCAUCUCCUCUGUGGAUGUACCGGGGAUCUCCUCACCCACUGCCUCCAUCUGUAGAGUGACUGGAGAUAAAAAAAAAAUGUUAUUCGCUGCUUUUUACAUGGCUGUUAAAUUAAAUAAACAA
Melanotaenia boesemani (Boeseman's rainbowfish) is the source of this 1777-nucleotide messenger RNA. Its product is annotated as putative nuclease HARBI1. The transcript is spliced from 4 exons. The record is from RefSeq and is a predicted model, not a curated record. NCBI's taxonomy places the organism in Eukaryota, Metazoa, Chordata, Actinopteri, Atheriniformes, Melanotaeniidae. Bases 490 to 1365 code for a protein of 291 amino acids.